AUGUCUGAAAGCAUUGGAGCAAGGACCAGCAAAUCAGAGUGUGAGGGAGGGGCUCCCGCCCGAGUGGAGGGUUCAGUCAGUGCAGAGCAGCAGUCUUCUAAUGCUGGGGAGGAAAGGACUAACAGAGCUGGCUAUAAAAGAGGGCAAAAGGGAGAUCUUGGUGACCCAGGAAUAGCUGGACCUGCAGGGCAGAAAGGUGAACCUGGUAUCCCAGGACCAAAUGGGCCAAAAGGGCAGAAGGGAGAUUCGGGCAUCUUGCACGUGAGGAGCUGUAAGGAGCUGUUGGAUCAGGGAGAGGUCCUAAGUGACUGGUACACAAUAUACCCAGAUGGCGAGCGACCCCUGAAGGUGCUGUGUGAUAUGCACACCGAGGGAGGAGGCUGGAUUGUUUUCCAGAGACGCUGGGAUGGCUCAGUGGAUUUCAACCGUAAAUGGAAGGACUACAAGAUGGGUUUUGGCAGCCAUCUCAAUGAGUUCUGGUUGGGGAAUGAUAAUCUUUGCAAUAUAACGUCAUCUGGGAUUUGGGAACUCCGUAUAGAUCUCAAGGACUUUGAAAACACAAAUAACUAUGCCAAAUAUUCGUCCUUCCAAAUACUGUGUGAGAACGAAAGAUACAAGUUGUUGCUUGGAACAAUGAAGGAGGGAAAUGCAGGAGAUUCCUUGGGCUAUAGCAAUGGCUUGUUGUUCAGCACCUAUGAUCAAGACAACGAUGCUAGUUGGUCAAGAAACUGUGCUAUGGAACGUUUUGGAGCCUGGUGGUACGGUGAAUGCAGCGAAUCCAAUCUGAAUUCAUUGUAUCUCAAGGGGUUUCAUGAAGACUUCUCUAUUGGCAUCAACUGGGACUCCGGCAGAGGAUAUCAAUACUCUUAUGAACACUGCGAAAUGAAGAUUAGACCUGUGUAGCCUGUGUAGCGAAGUCAACAUUCUAUCAGAAAGAAUUGUUAAAUGGAAAUGAAACCUAACAUGCUUCUUUCAUGAUUCAUAUGGAACAUACAAUUUUGACCAAUUUUCCAAUUUACUUCUAUUUGCUUCAUUCUUUUCGACUCCUUUGUUGAAGAAGCAGCAAUGCGCUACUGGGAGCUAGCUAAGCGCAUUGGGUGAGCCAAUAAUAUGAGGCAUAUAUGUGCAGCCAGCCAUCAGCUGCUCCUGAGUCUACUUAAGUAUCCUUUUCAACAAAGAAUACAAAGAGAACAAAACAAAUUAGAUAAUAUAAGUAAAUUGUUUCAUAUCACGUGCUCAACCUGAAUUGUGAAAAAAAAACUGGGUUUCAUGUCCCUUUAAAGGGACAUGAAACUCAAAAUAUUUAUUUCCUGAUUCAGACAGAGCAUGUAAUUUCAAACAACUUUCAGAUUUGCAUUUAUCUAAUUUGCUUCGUUAUUUUAACAUCUUUUGUUGAAAAGCAUACCAAGGUAGGCUCAGGAGCAGCAAAGCACUACUGGGAGCUAGCUGGUGAUUGGUGCCUUCUCACAUAUAUACCUCUUGUGCUCAAGUUAAGUAUUCGGCUAGCUCCCAGUAGUGGAUUUCUGAUCCUUCAACAAAAGAUACUAAAAGAAUGAAGCAAAUUUGAUAAUAGAUGUAAAUUGAAAAAAAAAUAAUCUUAUGCUCUAACUGAAUCAUGAAAGAAAACAUGUGGGUUUCGUGUCCCUUUAAUGCUCUUAUACUAUAGGAACUUAAUGUGAAAAACAGCACUAUCAGUUUGCCUUAUCAAAUUUCAAAUAUUAAAUGCACGUUGUUUUAAUUAAAAAAAUCAUGAAAUCAA
Molecule: messenger RNA, 1759 nt
Organism: Bombina bombina (fire-bellied toad)
Lineage: Eukaryota; Metazoa; Chordata; Amphibia; Anura; Bombinatoridae
Product: ryncolin-2
Exons: 9
Coding region: 1-903 (300 amino acids)
Source: RefSeq, a predicted model, not a curated record